This is a messenger RNA of Cyphellophora attinorum, 732 nucleotides long. RefSeq lists its product as uncharacterized. Bases 1 to 732 code for a protein of 243 amino acids. The record is from RefSeq and is a predicted model, not a curated record. The transcript has a single exon. NCBI's taxonomy places the organism in Eukaryota, Fungi, Ascomycota, Eurotiomycetes, Chaetothyriales, Cyphellophoraceae.
AUGGCUGGCGCGGCUGCCAUCACUGCUAUGGAAGAGCAUAAGCGCAGCAAACAAGCUGGAGUUCCAGGCAGGCUCACUCCACUAUCAUCGCAACAACAAUACCCGGAGCAAAUCAUCCCAGCUGCAUACAGCAGGCCCAGAGACAAAGACGCCAUCUCGGCAGCGGCCCCUCAGUCAGCACCAGGAUAUUACGACCUGGACGGCAUGGUCCGCGAGCUGUCCUUGCAAGACACAAAGAAUCUUACCGACCUCCAAUGGGAAAUUAAGCCUGACACCGAUCGGGAUGAGCCUCCAGCAUACACCCCAAACCCAAACGCUGUCAUGGCCACAGGAGCCGACAACGCAGCCAACUCGACAAAAGAACUCCGUGCGCACCUCCUCAAAUCCCACCCUCUCCUCCAACGCUACUCCACCCACCCCAGCAUCUCUCCCACCAUCGACUGCUUUGUCGAGUCAACGAUCGUCUUGCACGAUGCCCAACAAGCCGCCCGAGCCGCUGGCCGUGGCUGCUGUGGAUUGGGUCCGCAGAGACGUCUGGCGAAGCUUCACCGCACGGCUUUGGUUAGGGAGAUCAUGGCGCUGGAGAGUACGAGAUUGGGCGGGAACGGAAGGAACACAUGUGGGAUGAGGGGACGAGACAAGAGACUGGCCAAGAAUGAGUGGAGGGAGGGCAAGUGGGGUUUGAGGGGGGCGUUGGCUGCUUGGGUGGGGCAGGAGCGGUUGAUGAAGUGA